AUGGAGAGAAUCAAACUUGGCAAGAGAUUUCAAGGUAAGGUGGCCAUUGUGACGGCUUCGACCCUGGGAAUUGGCUUUAGCAUAGCCGAAAGGCUUGGUUUGGAGGGUGCAUCUGUUGUCAUCUCUUCUCGGAAACAGCAAAAUGUUGAUGAGUCUGCUUGCAAACUGAGAGCUAAAGGAAUCGAAGUAUUGGGUUUAGUUUGCCACGUUUCAAAUGCACAACAAAGGAAGAAUUUGAUAAACAAAACUUUACAGAAGUAUGGAAAGAUAGAUGUUGUUGUGUCAAAUGCUGCCGUACAUCCUUCUGUAGAUCCCAUUUUGCAGACACAAGAAUCCAUCCUUGACAAGCUGUGGGAGAUAAAUGUGAAAUCCACUAUACUACUUCUCAAGGAUGCAGCUCCUCACUUGAAGAAGGGUUCUUCUGUCGUACUUAUUUCCUCACUUGCUGCUUAUAACCCACCACCUACUAUGGCUAUGUAUGGAGUGACCAAAACAGCAGUUCUUGGACUUACCAAAGCUCUGGCUGGUGAAAUGGCACCCUAUACUCGGGUAAAUUGUGUUGUUCCUGGAAUUGUGCCAACUCAUUUUGUUGCACUUUAUACCUCUAAUGAUGCUACAAGGGAGGAACUUGAAAGGAAGGCAUUGAUUGGAAGGCUUGGAACAGCUGAAGAAAUGGCUGCUGCGACAGCGUUUUUGGCGUCUGAUGAUGCUUCCUACAUAACAGGAGAAAAUCUAGUGGUUUCUGGGGGAAUGCCUUCCAGGUUGUAG
Messenger RNA from Sphenostylis stenocarpa, 768 nucleotides. The record is from the annotation of a GenBank genome assembly. Lineage: Eukaryota; Viridiplantae; Streptophyta; Magnoliopsida; Fabales; Fabaceae.